UGUUCUGGCUUAUUCGCUGUGUUUUUGGAACCCCUUUGUGUUUUCUGGAUUACCUUUGUUUGGACUUUGCCUUGAGCUCUAUGGAAGUUUUGCUGAAUAAAUCUUUUGUUUGAACUGCAUCCUCCUCUUGCCUUGCCAUUGUCUGCACUCAGCGCUCCCCGUGACCAGAUUAGGAUGUUUCUCCUGUUUUGCAUCCUUUGCCUGAUGCCUCCAAGUGGCUACAGUCAGCUCAGUGGUCCACCUGGUUCACCUGGUCCACCUGGUCGACAUGGUCCAUCUGGUCCCAAAGGUGAACGUGGAUUUACUGGGCCAGCGGGACCUCCUGGAGUUCCUGGACCUGCUGUAAUCUGUGGACGAGAUGUGUUUGGCUCCAUUAACCAGGACCUUGAAGCCUUAAAGAACAGCCUUGCUAAGUUAGAGCUGGCUACAAACUAUGUUUUUUUCCGGAGGGUUGGUCAGAAAUACUUUGUGUCUAAUAAGGAGAGAGGCUCUUUCUCUGGGGCCACAGAGUUCUGCUCCCAACGAGGCUUGGAGCUGGCUUUGCCCCAGAACGAGGAGGAGAACAGAGUACUGACUCAAGUGUUUGGGGAUGUUGACAAAAUGGCCUGGAUCAACGUCAACAAUAAAAAAGCAGAGGGGAAUUUUGCAACAGAUCUGAAAAAUCGACCUCUGACCUUUACCAAAUGGGGAGAAGGGCAGCCAGACAAAUCCAUCCAGGACACAGGCUGCACCAUGCUGUCAGAAAAUGGUGUUUGGCGAGUGACACACGAAUGCUCCUUAAAUGCUUACAUCAUUUGUCAGAUAUAGAAGGUUCUUAUAUCAUUGCUCUUACUUCCACAUGUAACACUCCCUAAAUCAUCAUCAUCAGCAUGACAUUAUUACUGAUGCAAAGACCUCUUCCUUUAUGAAAAAGUAUCAAAGUACAUAAUUAAAGGAUAUUAUAAGAACAAGA
Micropterus salmoides (largemouth bass) is the source of this 952-nucleotide messenger RNA. RefSeq names its product mannose-binding protein C-like. The transcript has 5 exons. Gene Ontology annotation, cellular component: multivesicular body; rough endoplasmic reticulum. NCBI's taxonomy places the organism in Eukaryota, Metazoa, Chordata, Actinopteri, Centrarchiformes, Centrarchidae. Bases 175 to 807 code for a protein of 210 amino acids. The record is from RefSeq and is a predicted model, not a curated record.